AUGGUCAUCACAUCGGGUGGUGGUGUGACAACCCGGGCACAAAGCAGGUCUGAGGGAACGAUUCAACGGCACACCAAGCAGGACCAAGGUACCGAGUACAUGAACCCGCAGCGUCAUAGCGAAGCACUUCACCGACAGUUGCAGCUUUCGGGUGCCCCACGUCGUGGCGGCAAGCUCAGCAAGAAAGGUAUCUGCUACAAGACCUCAAACAGCCGCCGGCGGACCAGCCACAACCUGCCCGCCCCUCCCGGCGUUGGUCAGCGCCACAUUUUGCAAUUCACGCAACAGAAGCUACACCGGCGUCAGCAGGUUGAUGGACCGAUGGGCAAGUAG
Metarhizium robertsii ARSEF 23 is the source of this 333-nucleotide messenger RNA. Its product is annotated as exportin-1. The transcript is spliced from 2 exons. Lineage: Eukaryota; Fungi; Ascomycota; Sordariomycetes; Hypocreales; Clavicipitaceae. The record is from RefSeq and is a predicted model, not a curated record. Bases 1 to 333 code for a protein of 110 amino acids.